CCCGACCUAACUCAAAAACUCCACCAACCCCAUUUUUAGCCCCUUUCUUGUUUUUAUCCUCCCAUCGAUCAAACCAAGAAAAAACUCUUUCAUAUUUCACCCGACGAAAGAAAUGGCAACCAUUUCGAAUCUCGCUAAUCUUCCCCGCGCCACCUGCGUCGACUCCAAAUCUUCUUCUUCCGUCUUACCCAGAUCCUUCGUCAAUUUCCGCGGUUUGAAUGCAAAGCUUUCCUCUUCUCAGCUUUCUCUUCGUUGUAACCAACGAUCAAGAUCUACCCUCUCUGUGAGGUGUUCAGUGUCUGGUGGAAAUGGAACUGCUGGAAAGAGAACGACUCUUCAUGAUCUAUAUGAGAAGGAAGGUCAGAGUCCUUGGUAUGAUAAUCUGUGCCGUCCAGUCACAGAUCUUCUCCCCUUGAUUGCUCGUGGUGUUAGAGGCGUUACUAGCAACCCUGCGAUCUUCCAGAAAGCCAUUUCCACUUCUAAUGCUUAUAAUGAUCAGUUCAGGACACUUGUGGAAUCAGGAAAGGACAUUGAAAGUGCGUAUUGGGAACUUGUGGUGAAGGAUAUUCAGGAUGCCUGCAAACUUUUUGAGCCAAUCUAUGACCAAACAGAAGGUGCUGAUGGCUAUGUCUCUGUUGAAGUUUCACCUAGGCUUGCUGAUGAUACCCAAGGGACUGUUGAAGCUGCUAAAUAUCUUAGCAAGGUUGUCAACCGUCGUAAUGUCUACAUUAAGAUCCCGGCUACUGCUCCAUGCAUUCCUUCCAUCAGGGAUGUCAUUGCAUCUGGAAUAAGUGUCAAUGUCACGCUUAUAUUCUCAAUCGCCAGAUAUGAAGCAGUGAUAGAUGCAUAUUUGGAUGGCCUCGAGGCGUCUGGACUUGAUGACCUCUCAAGAGUUACCAGUGUUGCUUCCUUCUUUGUCAGUCGGGUGGAUACUCUCAUGGACAAGAUGCUUGAGCAAAUUGGUACCCCAGAAGCCCUAGAUCUCCGUGGCAAGGCGGCUGUGGCUCAAGCUGCAUUAGCAUACAAGCUGUACCAGCAGAAAUUCUCAGGCCCAAGAUGGGAAGCUCUGGUUAAGAAAGGUGCUAAGAAACAGAGGCUUCUCUGGGCAUCGACAAGUGUUAAGAACCCAGCUUACUCUGACACCUUAUAUGUCGCUCCUCUCAUCGGACCUGACACCGUUUCAACCAUGCCGGAUCAAGCCCUGGAAGCAUUCGCAGAUCAUGGAAUCGUGAAGAGGACAAUAGAUGCGAAUGUGUCAGAAGCAGAAGGGAUUUACAGUGCACUAGAGAAGCUGGGAAUAGACUGGAACAAGGUAGGAGAACAGUUGGAAGACGAAGGAGUAGAUUCGUUCAAGAAGAGUUUCGAGAGUCUGCUAGGUACACUGCAAGACAAGGCCAACACUCUCAAACUAGCCAGCCAUUGAGGAUGAUUAUGUUUUUGGUGGGUAAACCCUAAAAUAAAAAAAGAAGAACCUUUGGCUUUUGUUCUUCAACCCUUAUUAUGUAUGCUUUCUAAAGUUGUUAUAAUGGCUUUUGCUUGAUGUUCCACAUUAUGAUGGGUUCUAUCUUCUUUGUUCUUGCAAGAUGCUUCAGAGGAGUUUAUUACUGGCUUUUUACCGUAUUUGUAAUUUACACUUUCACUAAAAACAAUUGGCGAGUAAAACUUUUUUUUUUCUUUU
Molecule: messenger RNA, 1678 nt
Organism: Arabidopsis lyrata subsp. lyrata
Lineage: Eukaryota; Viridiplantae; Streptophyta; Magnoliopsida; Brassicales; Brassicaceae
Product: transaldolase
Exons: 7
Coding region: 113-1423 (436 amino acids)
Biological process (GO): carbohydrate metabolic process; pentose-phosphate shunt
Cellular component (GO): cytoplasm; intracellular anatomical structure
Molecular function (GO): transaldolase activity
Source: RefSeq, a predicted model, not a curated record